Messenger RNA from Fundulus heteroclitus (mummichog), 1587 nucleotides. It is a transcript of the gene tmed1a, whose product is annotated as transmembrane p24 trafficking protein 1a. Gene Ontology annotation, cellular component: endoplasmic reticulum-Golgi intermediate compartment; Golgi apparatus; endoplasmic reticulum. The coding region runs from base 191 to 871 and encodes 226 amino acids. The record is from RefSeq and is a predicted model, not a curated record. Gene Ontology annotation, biological process: intracellular protein transport; endoplasmic reticulum to Golgi vesicle-mediated transport; Golgi organization. The transcript is spliced from 4 exons. Lineage: Eukaryota; Metazoa; Chordata; Actinopteri; Cyprinodontiformes; Fundulidae.
AGAUAGUGGCUCCACUGACCCAGCCUAUAGAGUCAGGACGUGAGCUCUGACAGACUAUUGUUCAACCACCGGAGUAUGACAGGAAGCAAUUACACACAUUCAAAGAGUUUGGCUCACUGUGCAUGUGCUGCACAGGAGAAUUUCUUUGGAUUUUGCGGAAGAGGAACCGUUUUAUUCACCGGACUGAUUUAUGAUGACUGCGUCUGCACGGCUCGGUCUGAUGGGAUGGCUGACUCUGACUGUGGUGCUUGCUUCGGAUUUGGGCCCAAACCAGAACAUGGAGUUCACGUUUAUGUUACCUGCAGGCGGCACGGAGUGUUUUUACCAAACAACCACGAGAAGCGACACCAUGGAAGUAGAGUACCAGGUGAUCGCAGGAUCCGGUCUGGAUGUUGGCUUUGCCUUAAUCUCACCAAGCGGGUACCGUUUGGUCUCUGAGUUCAGGACAUCUGACGGCAUCCACAUGGUGGACACCACAGAAUCGGGAGACUACAGGUUAUGCUUUGACAACAGCUUCAGUAAGAUGUCGGAGAAGAUGGUGUUUUUCAAAGUCAUAAUUAACAGCCAGAGCAACACAGCUGGAGGCCAGGAGGAGUGGGCAGACAUCGCCGUGUCUGAAAGCGUGGUGGACUACAGGCUCGACGAAAUCAGGGAGAAAAUGGACUCCGUGUACCGGCGCUUGGAGAGGAGCCGUCAGGUCCAGACUGUGCUGAAGGCCUUUGAGGCCAGGGACCGCUACCUGUUAGAGGACAACCUGUGGCGAGUGUCCUUCUGGUCCUGCCUGAACGUGAUUGUGAUGCUCGGUGUAGCCAUCACUCAGAUUUAUACCCUGAGACGUCUCUUUGACGACACCAAGCGGGUCUGCACAUGACAGAACCACCUCAUUACUUGAAUCCCUCACAGGAUACCGUGACAGCUAUUGACAAUAAGCUGAAUUUAGAGAAAACUGUCUUGUAAAUGUUUUGAUAUUCCAUUGAAGCAUGACCUACAGAUAAUGUGCAGAGGCAGCAAAUUUUGCUUCCCGCAGUGAUGUCAGCUGUCUGUAAAGUAAUAUCAGUCUCUCCAUAGAGCUUGAAGCCAGGGAAAUAUUGAAGUGCUCUUGAACUUUUGAUCGGUUGCUAUGCGUCCUGUGGUUCAGGAACUGAGACGGUUGUAACUCAUGUCCCAGAUACUUCCCUGUGUGGCAAUACUUGAAGCUCAGACCACAAUCAAGCAUCUGGUGACUGUCUCACAAAUUAUUGAAUGCAUUUUUUUUUAACCACACUUUCUGCCACACGUCUCUAUUUCACUCCACUUCCCAUUAAUAAGCGAGGACCCAGCACCCAGCAGAAGAACCAGCAACGACAUCUUGUGGCUUCCCUAUGAUUGUUUAGGAUACACAAUGGUCAUCAUAUAACAUUUAUAUUAUCUAAGAACCAGAUUUAAUGAAAAACUGGAUUUUGGGUUUCUAUUAACGUUAAAUUAUAUUAAUGACACUUGUAAUAAAUGAGUCUGUGCAACUAAUCUAGAAGUUACACUUGUAAGUACUCACCAUAGAUGCAUGUGGACAGAUAUGCUGAGAGAUUAAAAGAUGCAUCUGAGAAAUAC